AUGGCUUCACAAGCUAAUUCUCACGCUAAUAAAUUAUUACUAUUAGCACUAUCAUCAAUUUAUUUAUAUCAAUCAAAUGCUAAUUCGGCUUCUGCUUUAACUCCACAAAAGCCAAUAAUAGUUCUUGUGACAAAAUCACCUCCUCAAUCUAAAUAUAUUAUUCUAUCAAUUGUUAAUACUGGACCAUUACCACAACGCGUCUGGAUAUCUUUAGAUAGAUUUUCAAGAACUGUAGUUCAUUAUCGAACUAUGUGA
Diversispora eburnea is the source of this 255-nucleotide messenger RNA. The record is from the annotation of a GenBank genome assembly. NCBI's taxonomy places the organism in Eukaryota, Fungi, Glomeromycota, Glomeromycetes, Diversisporales, Diversisporaceae.